UUAUCUCUUCUCUCUGUAAAGCAAAAUAAAAUACAGAGUUUUAUUUUACAUUUGUACUACACUAGAACAGAUGGGAUCAAUGCAUGCACUUGAUUCAUUUGUGCUCAGUCGACCUAAUCGAUGCAAAUCCUUAAUGAAUUUGUUCUUCAAAACUCCCAGUUCUAGAUCAUAUCGAUUACCCGUUUCUUCUCUCUCCAUUUCCGCAAUUCUCACCAAAGAAAUGGAACAAGAAACCUCUCUGUUUGAUUUCAAAACAUACAUGUUUCAGAAAGGAGAUUCUGUUCAUCGAGCCCUAGACGAUGCCAUCAUACUAAAAACCCCACUCAAAAUCUGCGAAGCAAUGCGUUACUCUCUCCUCGCCGGCGGCAAGAGGGUCCGGCCAAUUCUCUGCAUAGCCGCCUGCGAACUCGUCGGAGGACUGGAAUAUCAAGCGAUGCCGGCUGCAUGCGCUGUGGAGAUGAUCCACACCAUGUCUCUCAUUCACGACGACCUACCCUGUAUGGAUAACGACGAUCUCCGCCGUGGAAAACCGACCAACCACAAGGUUUUCGGUGAAGACAUAGCGGUUCUGGCUGGGGACGCUUUGCUCGCGUUCGCCUUUGAGCACUUGACAACAGCUACAUCAUCCGACGUCUCGCCGGAGAGGAUUUUAGAUGCGGUUGGGGAGUUGGCAAAAUCAAUUGGGACUGAUGGUUUGGUGGCGGGGCAAGUUGUGGAUAUUGACUCAACUGGGGUUGUGGAUAUCGGGUUAGAACUUCUUGAAUUCAUCCACAUUCAUAAGACGGCGGCGUUACUAGAGGCUGCGGUGGUGCUCGGAGCAACUAUGGGCGGCGGAGAUAAAGAGGAGAUUGAGAAAUUGAGGAAAUAUGCUAGGUGUAUUGGGUUGUUGUUUCAGGUUGUGGAUGAUAUUUUGGAUGUGACAAAAACUUCGUCAGAGUUGGGGAAAACUGCCGGAAAAGAUAUAGCUAUGGGGAAGACGACUUAUCCGAAGUUAAUGGGGAUUGAGAAAUCUAGGAAAUUUGCAGAGGAGUUAAUGAAAGAAGCAAUUGAUCAACUUUCUGGGUUUGAUUCAGAGAAAGCAGCCCCUUUGAUUGCUUUGACUCAUUAUAUUGCUUAUAGACAGAAUUAAAAAGAGAGAAAGUUGAAAAGAUUUCAUGUUUGAUCAUAAAAUGUUCUGUUUUAUGUUGAAUAAGUAAGACAAUCUGGUUCUUUUUCUGUGUUUGUUUAACUGUUCUGAAAACUUUGUUUUUCUUUGUUGUUGUUGGAAACAUGUUUGAUUUAUUAGAUAUGGUAUGUUUUUUAUUUAUGGUGUUAUUAUUGUC
Impatiens glandulifera is the source of this 1322-nucleotide messenger RNA. Its product is annotated as geranylgeranyl pyrophosphate synthase, chloroplastic/chromoplastic-like. The transcript has a single exon. The record is from RefSeq and is a predicted model, not a curated record. The coding region runs from base 71 to 1129 and encodes 352 amino acids. Gene Ontology annotation, molecular function: geranylgeranyl diphosphate synthase activity. Gene Ontology annotation, biological process: isoprenoid biosynthetic process. Lineage: Eukaryota; Viridiplantae; Streptophyta; Magnoliopsida; Ericales; Balsaminaceae.